AUGGCUGCCUAUAGUCCCUGCACCCUCCCCUUGGAGCUCAUUUUGAUCAUCGCGGGCUAUUUGGGACCUUUGGAUCUCUUAACUUUGAUUCAGGGCAUUCCCCACCUCACCCCCCUUCUACAGGCCCGGCAUAUCCAGGCCCAGGACGAUAAUGGAUGCACCAUCUUGCAUCAUAUUGUGGAACAAGGGCUUGAAGACCUCCUCAAACCUCUUACAAAAUGGAUCCCACACAGCUCCGUCCCUGACAACGGAGGAUGGACGCCCCUUCAUCAAGCGGUCAGGAACAGUGAUAAACAGAUGACAAAAGCACUGGUUUAUGCAGGUUUGGAUAUAUCAGCUAAGGAUAAUGGAGGAAGAACUGCCCUUCAUCUCGCAUGCGACGUUGAUGAAGUUGGGAUUGCCCAGUUCCUCCUGGACCAUGGAGCAAACCCGUCUGCGGCGGAUUACAACGGACAAACCCUCUUGCAUGACGCGCGUCGACGUAGCUCAGUAAUCAUCCAGAAGCUGUGGCAAGCCGGCGCUGUCUUUAGCUCCCGACCGAUGCCACGAGGUUUAACCCCUCUUUUUUAUGCAGCCUGGCUGGGUCGAGAAGACAUUACCAGGAUCCUUCUUAAGGCUGGAGCAGAUCCUGCAAUCCAAACAGAGAGUGGUGAGACUGUAUUACAGCGAGCUGCUUCAGGAAAUCACAUUAACAUUAUGCGGCUCUUACUUGAUGUUGGUGUUGAUGUUAAUGUGCAGGAGUCUCUCCAUGGCCACACUGCCCUGCUGAAGGCUGCACAUUGCGGAGCAGAUAACGCCCUUCAACUUCUUCUGAAGGCUGGGGCAGAUAUCUCAGCAGUGGGCUAUGAUGGAUGCAACGCAAUGCAUUUAGCAGCUAUAAUGGGCCACGAGUCAACUGUCAAACUGCUUCUAAAAGAAGGAGUCGACAGCUCAGCACAAGACAACCAGGGCUACACUCCGCUGGACUGGGCAGUUGCAAACGAGAAUAAAGGAGUGAUUCGAAUCCUAGAAGAUGCGCAUAACAACACAUUUUUGAGGCUUAUGCAACGAAUGUGCGGCGAAUGUUACUCUAGAACAAAGAGUGGAAAUGAUUAG
Messenger RNA from Aspergillus pseudoviridinutans, 1095 nucleotides. Its product is annotated as ankyrin repeat domain-containing protein. Bases 1 to 1095 code for a protein of 364 amino acids. The record is from RefSeq and is a predicted model, not a curated record. Gene Ontology annotation, molecular function: protein binding. Lineage: Eukaryota; Fungi; Ascomycota; Eurotiomycetes; Eurotiales; Aspergillaceae. The transcript has a single exon.